AACGGCCAAUUUGGACCGAAAAUAGUAUAGAAAGGGGCUUAUGACCCAACGCAAGAGAAAGGUUCAUUUGAGCCGUGCUUUAAAGCUGUGUGAAUGGAGGAUCCGCUCACGUUAUGAAACGUCACCACGCAUGCGCGCUGACGUUGCUGGUCGUAGCAAGCAGCUAUAACUGUCAGUCUCCAGACAGCACAAGGGGCAGUGAGACAAGAAGGUCAUCAUGGUGCUGAACCCUGUCAUUUCCAAGCUUUCUGGUAAACUGGUUGUGCUAGCCAGUGCUUCUCCUAGGAGACUUGAGAUUCUCAGCAAUGCGGGCUUACGCUUUCAGGUGGUACCAUCCUGGUUCAAAGAGACUCUUGACAAGGGGCUUUUCAAAGCACCUCAUGAGUAUGCUGUGGAGACAGCCAGGCAGAAAGCCCUGGAGGUGGCCCGCAGGAUGCCUUUUAAACACCUGAAGACUCCGGAUAUCGUUAUUGGAGCAGACACUAUUGUGACUGUAGAUGGCGUGAUUCUGGAGAAACCUGUGGACAAAGAUGAUGCUUACAGAAUGCUUUCGAGCUUGAGUGGUAAAGAGCACAGUGUCUUCACCGGUGUGGCAAUCAUCCUCUGCCAUGAGAAAGAAAAUGAAGAAGUGGACUACCAGCUGAUUGACUUCUACGAAGAAACAAAAGUGAAGUUUGCGGAUCUUUCGGAAAAUAUGCUGUGGGAGUAUAUCAAUAGCGGUGAACCCAUGGACAAGGCAGGAGGCUAUGGUAUUCAGGCUCUCGGUGGAAUGCUGGUAGAGUACGUCCAUGGAGACUUCCUCAAUGUUGUGGGUUUCCCCCUCAACCACUUUUGCAAGCAGUUGGACCUUAUUUACAACUGCUCUACUUCCUCCUCUGACCAACAAACUGCAACUGUCUGGUUGAACCACAACGACACUCACACUACCUCUAAACUCUCAUUAGAUGAGAGUUCCAGGACAUUGGUCAACAGCCUGUCGAAACAUAAAGGGGAAAAAGGCUCUGGGAAUAAAAAAAUACCACCGAUGACCAGCAGAGAGCAGAUGAAUGAGCUCAAUGUGACGGAGCCUGAGGACAGUGAACCAAAAAAAGAAGACUUUCAGCGAAUCAGGCAUUUAAUGGAUGGAUUUAAAGCCUCAAAGGCGCUGUUUACCGCAUCCAAGAUGUGUGUGUUUGACGUGCUCCACAGUAGGCCGGGGCUGGGUGCAGCACAGGUUGCCCAGGAGAUCAAAGCCUCCGUGAAGGGCACUGAAUGCCUGCUGGAGGCCUGUGUAUCUCUGGGUCUGCUGAAGAGCAAAGAGAGAAUGUACGAGAACACAGAUCUGUCCACAUGCUUUUUGCUGUCGGAUGCUCCUUUUUCGCUGCGGGAUCACAUCCUGCAUUGUAACAACACAGUGUGGCCUAUUUUCUCCCACCUUGAGAGUGGCGUACAGGAGGGAGCCAGCCAACGUGAAAAGGCUUUGGGCCAGACAUCCAAGGAUCAGGAUACUCUCAACAGCAGCCAAGACACCAAACUGAGAUUCAUGAAUGCCAUGCACAGCAUUGCUAAAGUUACAGGGAAAGUUGUAGCAACAGCCUUUGACCUCUCAAGUUUUAAAACUGCCUGCGAUCUUGGAGGAUGCACUGGGGCCAUGGCCUACGAGUUCACUAAAGCCCAUGCUGGAUUGUCUGUGACAGUUUUUGACAUGCCAACAAUUGUUCAGCUGAGGGAACAUUUCAAACCUCUGCACACGGACAACAGGGUAUCAUUUGUAGCAGGAGACUUCUUUAAAGAUGAUUUGCCAAAAGCAGACUUGUACAUCCUGGCAAGAGUUCUCCACGACUGCUCCGAUGAGAAUGUGCAUAUUCUGCUGAGUAAAAUCACAGAUGCAUGCACACCAGGCUGCGGGCUCCUGCUGAGUGAGAUCUUCCUGGAUGAAGACAGAAGUGGCCCUAGUUGUGGGCUGCUCCAGGCCCUCAGCAUGAGCGAGGGGAAACAGAGGAGCGCAACCGAAUACAGUCUGCUUUUGAAGAGCCAUGGCUUCAUAACGGCACAUGUCAGACAUACAGAAAACCUCCUGGAUGCUAUGCUCUGCAUCAAAGUGUGACGUACCAAAUAUCAGUUAAUGUUUAAGGUAUUGGACCAGAACAGAGAUAUGUUUGAUAAAUCAUUCUAUAAUUGUCUUGUGUUUUAAGGUCUUGACCAAUGUGUUUUGUUGGACCUGAGGAUGUACAGUGCUCAUAGUUGACACCAGUCUGUCAUGAUUGCGCAGACUGAGGGGAUAGAGAUCCAGUACUCAGACUUGGGAACUGGGAUUUAUUAUAGGUGUCUUCAUUUUUUAUUUUUGACCAUCCUUUUUUAAUCUAAACAUUAAGUAAAAAUCUUUCUGUGAUCUGUAUGCAGUUUCCUCAUUCCAAAAAGACUCACACUGUGGUCCACUGGAUGACGGCUGUGGCUGGAGAGUUCAUCCUGCCUCUUAAAAACUCUGAAGUGUCAUAUUAUGAUGAUGCAAUACGGAGGCAAUGGGAGAAAAAUGAGUAACGGAAGAAAUAACAAAUAUCUAACACAUGACUUCAUGUUUACAUCAACUUUAUAGGAGGCAGAUUUCCAGUGAUUAGAGAGCCAAGCCUUCUUCAAUGGAGUCAUGUCAGACCAUUCUCUGAAGUACAUGUGCAGCAUUCAUCUUGGUCUUGUAUGCACUAUUUAAACACAGCAUACAUUAUUGCCACAUUUGGUCUGUUUGAUCAUAAUUGCCCUUUUUUGUCAAAGAAUGAUCAAACUCCAAGCACCUAUUCUCUGACGCUAAUCUCUCCCAAAUUAAAGCUGCAGAGAAAAUACUUUGCUUGUCACUUCUUAACUUACAGUAGACGCAGCAAAGUGAUAUUUGAUACUUUUGAAAGUAACCCAAAUAUUUAUUUUGCAGUUAUAAGAAAUGGACAGUGCUGGAAAUAACUGCUGUGUCAGUAAAUCUCCUCAAGAUGGCAGCUCAGACCUGCAGAUCUCUUCUGAAUACUUGGAGAAACAAAGAGUUCCCUGUUUAAUUCUUUCCAGUGAAUGUGUGUAUGGAGAUGGUUUCCUCAUUAAGUGACAGUAAGCUUUUACUUCACGUUCAUUUCAACUUCAUGUUUCCAAGCUAGGGAAUUAAUGUGUGCAUUUUACUAGGGUAAGAAAUGUCCUAAACGCAUAGAAACAUAUUCCAGCAUCCCUUAAUUCCUCACAGAUAUACUGCAUGAAUUUUUAGAGCAUCCAAACAGCUGAUGGGAGUGUGGGAAUAUCUGUGGCCAGAAUAAAUAUCUCUUAUUCUUUUUGACUCUGAAA
Molecule: messenger RNA, 3297 nt
Organism: Eleginops maclovinus (Patagonian blennie)
Lineage: Eukaryota; Metazoa; Chordata; Actinopteri; Perciformes; Eleginopidae
Gene: asmtl
Product: acetylserotonin O-methyltransferase-like
Exons: 14
Coding region: 218-2086 (622 amino acids)
Molecular function (GO): nucleoside triphosphate diphosphatase activity; O-methyltransferase activity
Source: RefSeq, a predicted model, not a curated record